This is a messenger RNA of Scylla paramamosain (green mud crab), 1982 nucleotides long. Its product is annotated as alkaline phosphatase, tissue-nonspecific isozyme-like. Gene Ontology annotation, biological process: dephosphorylation. Lineage: Eukaryota; Metazoa; Arthropoda; Malacostraca; Decapoda; Portunidae. Gene Ontology annotation, molecular function: alkaline phosphatase activity. The transcript has 13 exons. The coding region runs from base 43 to 1917 and encodes 624 amino acids. The record is from RefSeq and is a predicted model, not a curated record.
CCCAGCCAUUGUGACCAAAGCACCACAAGUAAGGCUACAACCAUGGCUGUUACUACUACUGCUACUACUGCUACUGCUCUCUCGAAACUCCUCCUCCUCCUCCUCCUUGUGUUCCUCCUCCUGCAAAGUGUGACAGAAGCGAGAGUGCCAUCAUCAGGGGCUUCAGGAAAACAAAGAAAAAGACAUACAGAUGACGAGCCUGACCACGCACACGUCUUGGGGAGAGGAGGGAGCGGGGCACGGGCGCCUGGAGUGCGUAUAGAAGACAGCAAUUACUGGUACCCGAAGAUGCAGCAAGAGUUAAAAGACCAACUGGCCAAGUCUCCCCUUAAAAAGCAGGCGAAGAACAUCAUUUUCUUUCUCGGUGACGGCACUUCCAUCAGCACACUGACGGCGGCGAGGCUGCACAAGGGCUACAAAACAGGCCGCUACGAACAUGAAGUGAUGGCAUACGAGAAAUUCCCUUACUCUACUCUCAUCAAGACAUACAGCGCCGACAAGAUGGUGACAGACUCCGCCGCUAGCGCCACCGCCUACCUGAAUGGCGUGAAGGGGAACCAGGCUACGAUAGGCGUGGAUGCGAGGGUUCUUCUCUAUGACUGCGACGCGAUGAACAGGCCAGAAUACCAUACCACCUCUAUACUGACAGAUUUCCAGAACGCUGGGAAGUCUACAGGCAUCGUAACUACAACCAGGGUGACCCACGCCUCUCCUGCCGGAACUUAUGCACACACAGCUGAAAGACACUGGGAGAAUGAUGAUGACAUUAACGAUGAGGAUGGUGAUUCUGAUGACUGUGACGACAUAGCAGAACAACUAGUGCUGGGAAAUACAGGCUCCAAAAUUAAGGUUAUCUUGGGCGGCGGGAGGAAAAAGUUCACUCCUAAGGGCGUGGAUGACCCAGAGGAAGGGGACGGAGGGCGCAGGGAUGACGGGAAGGAUCUCAUACAGACAUGGAUCAACCAUAAGCGAGCCCUGGGGAAUGCAUCCUACGUCUGGCACCGCUCGGAACUCAUGAGCCUGGACACUGACAACACUGACUACCUUAUGGGCCUGUUUGACUGGAGCCACAUGUCCUAUGCAGUGGAUGAAGACUCGUCCAACCCCAGCCUGGAGGAAAUGACCAGGACAGCCAUACAGAUCCUGAGUCGUGACCCUAGUGGCUUCUUCCUGUUCGUUGAAGGAGGACUGAUAGACCGCGCCCACCACCUCAACGAGUACCGCUCAGCUGUAGAGGAGGCUCUGGAGUUUGAAAAGGCGAUAGAAGCAGCGGUGUCUUUAACUGACCCAGAGGAGACACUAAUCAUAAUGACAGCUGACCACUCUCAGCCUCUUGUUAUCAAUGGAUACCAGGACAGGAGGAGUGACGUGCUGGACAUUGCAGAUUACUCAGACGUGGACGGCCUGCCUUACACGACACUUCUGUACACAAACGGGCCGGGCUACAGAGGCGAGGUAGACGGGUCGCGCCCAGACCCAAGCGAGGAGGACAUCAGCGACCCUCACUACCUCGGGGACAGCGCAGUUCCUAUGAUAUCGUCCAAUCACGGAGGAGAGGAGGUUAUACUGUAUGCGUCAGGUCCUCACGCCCAUCUCUUUACUGGUAUACAUGAAAACGCCUUUAUUCCUCACGCCUUAAGGUAUGCAGCUUGCGUUGGUAAGGGCAUUCAUUUCUGCGACACAAAGGAAGAGGAAGACGAGGAGGAGGUGGAGGUGGAGGAGGAGGAGGAGGAAGAAGAGGAAGCAUUGAUUGAAGCUGAAGAUCAAGAAGAGGAGAGUCAAGAGGAGGAGGAGGAGGGCGAAGGGAAGAUGGCGGAGGACAAGAAGAGGAGGAGGAAGAUGAGGAGGAAGAUGAGGAGGGGCGAGAGGAGGAGGAGGAGGAGGAUGGAAGAGGAGGAAGAAGAGAAAGAGGAGUAGAAACACACACACACACACACACACACACACACACACACACACACACACACACACACACACACACA